GAAAACAAAUAUAUGGUUACCGCCGGUGUUUUUGUCUAAUCUACAAGGAUGAAUGUCGACAGUCCCUUUGUCAUAGAUUCGUCAAAUCUCCCCGCUGAGGAGAGUGAUCAAUUAAUAAUCCGACCCUUAGGGUCAGGACAAGAAGUUGGAAGAUCAUGCCAUAUGUUAGAAUUCAAGGGAAAGAAAAUAAUGUUGGAUUGUGGAAUACAUCCAGGAAUGUCUGGAAUAGAAGCUCUCCCUUACACAGACAUAAUAGAUCCCUCCCAGAUUGACUUAUUGUUAAUAAGCCACUUUCAUUUGGACCACUGUGGUGGUCUACCGUGGUUCCUGGAGAAAACAACCUUUCAGGGCCGUUGUUUCAUGACACAUGCGACAAAAGCUAUAUACCGCUGGCUGCUUUCUGAUUACGUUAAAGUUAGUAAUAUUGCUACCGAGCAAAUGUUGUACACCGAGGGAGAUAUCGAAAAGUCUAUGGAUAAAAUCGAAACUAUUCAUUUUCACCAGGAGGUAACAGUAAAUGGCAUUAAAUUUUGGUGCUACAACGCCGGUCACGUUUUGGGUGCAGCAAUGUUUAUGAUCGAAAUAGCGGGCGUAAAGAUUCUAUAUACUGGGGAUUUCUCUCGACAGGAAGACAGACAUUUAAUGGCUGCAGAAAUUCCCACAGUGAAGCCUGAUGUCCUUAUUGUUGAAGCUACAUAUGGAACUCAUAUACACGAACCAAGAGAAGAAAGAGAGAGUCGUUUUACCAGUCUCAUUCAUAGUAUUGUCAGGCGUGGGGGCAGAUGUUUGAUACCUGUUUUUGCUUUGGGAAGAGCACAAGAGUUAUUGUUAAUUUUAGAUGAAUAUUGGUCCGAACAUCCAGAAUUGCAUGAUAUACCAAUAUUUUAUGCAUCCUCUCUAGCCAAAAAAUGUAUGAGUGUGUAUCAAACAUACAUCAGUGCAAUGAAUGAAAGAAUAAGAAAACAAAUUGCUAUUAAAAAUCCUUUUGUAUUCAAGCACAUUAACUAUCUAAAGAGUAUUGAUCAUUUUGAAGACGUAGGUCCAUCUGUUGUUAUGGCCAGUCCUGGCAUGAUGCAAAGUGGGUUAUCUCGUGAACUAUUUGAAAGUUGGUGUACGGAUAAGAGAAAUGGUGUUAUUAUUGCUGGUUACUGUGUUGAAGGAACACUAGCAAAACAGAUCUUAACCGAACCGGAAGAGAUAGUCACAAUGAGUGGUCAAAAACUUCCAAGGAAAUGUUCAGUUGAUUACAUAUCCUUUUCUGCUCACACCGACUACAGACAAACUAGCGAGUUUAUCAGAACCCUUAAGCCACCUCAUAUUGUUCUUGUUCACGGAGAAAGAAAUGAAAUGAACAGGCUUAAACAGGCGUUGACAAGAGAGUAUGAAGACGAUAGUCAACAUCGAAUCCACAUUUACAAUCCAAAAAACACCCAAGCGGUAGAGCUAUACUUUCGAGGAGAAAAAAUGGCUAAAGUCAUUGGAAAAUUAGCUGCUGAUAGAAAAGAAAAAAAGAGAAACAUCAGUGGACUUUUAGUCAAACGAAAUUUCAAUUACCAUCUCAUGUCAGCUGCAGACUUAUCAUCUUACACGGAAUUAACAACUUGUUCUGUUUUUAAUAAGCAAUCUUUACCAUAUUCGGGAAGUAAUGAAUCUUUGAAGCUCCAAUUAAACUGUCUAGCAGGAGAAGUAAAAGAAAAAGCCUUAAGUUCAGGAGAAAAUCGUUUUACAAUUUUUGAUUCGGUUGAUAUAUGGUUAGAGGAGGAACACGAAUGCGUUGUGUUGGAAUGGAAAGCUGGCCCUGUACAGGAUAUGUUCGCUGAUUCAGUUAUAGCAGCUUUAUUAAAAAGUACUUCAAUAGAAGACCUACCAAAAUGUGGAGAAAUCGAAAAAGAAAACAUCAGUGAUUACAUUGUUGAGACAUUAAAUGAAAUGUUUGGAGAACAAGCAGCUCAUCCAACUUCUGAAAAAGGAAUUUUUCAAAUAUCUGUUAAUGGCAACUCAGCAGUUAUCGACGUAUUUGAGAAGAAAGUAGAAUGUAAGUCGGAUAAGGAAUUAGAGCAACAACUUCGCAACGUUAUUGAGAAUAUUACAACAGCAAUACAACCAGUGAAGUAUGGUGCUGCAUAAUUUAAAUACUGUAAAUCGUUUUUUAAGUGGUUGACUCCAGCUUUUAUAAAUAGUACAAAACUUUUUUGUUUGCAAUACAUUUCAAUAUUUUGAUAGUAAGAUAAUUGUUUUAUUUAUGGAUUAUUUAUAGUUAAAUAUACCUGAUGUACUAUAAAUUGUAUGA
Molecule: messenger RNA, 2290 nt
Organism: Dimorphilus gyrociliatus
Lineage: Eukaryota; Metazoa; Annelida; Polychaeta; Dinophilidae
Source: the annotation of a GenBank genome assembly